GUUGCCUGUCGGUGGUAGUACGGCGGUACGAGCUCGCGCCUUCACUCUUAAAUAACUUUGUUUUUCCACUAUAUACAAUAGUACCUUACCGCUAUUUAUCAAUCAAUAUAGCUAUUUUUUCUUACAGUUUCAACCUUAGGUCAAUUUAUUAAAUUUAAGUGAUAAUACUUACAAAAAUCGAGUGCAUUUUUGUUUCUGAAAGCAACUUUUUUUGGAUUAAUGUGUGAAAUCACUGCAACAAGGUCUUAACAAGUGGGCGCAUAAACAGUUGUAGAAAGAAAUGUAAAAAUUUCAUUCUGAAAUAUCUAGGUUGAAGUAUAUAGGAUGAAUAUGUAAAAUUACAUGGAAUUUUAAAGUUUUUAUUAUAGAGUGGUUUCCAUAACAAAUAUAUUGACAACAAUGGCUUCGGUAAGCCGACUGUUAUUGAAUGCUGUUAAAAUAUAUUGGAAGACACUAUUUAUUGUUCUAUAUCCAAUUAUUCUUCUUCCGGUAUUCAUAUUCGACAAUGUUGCAGCACUCCGAUGUUUGUAUGUUGUAUUGCUUAUGGCAGGAUACUGGGUUUUCGAAGCACUACCUCUACCAAUAACCUCUUUAAUACCCAUGGUGCUAUUUCCUCUUAUGGGGGUGCUAGACUCAGAUAAAGUGUCUCUAUGUUACCUAAAAGAAACAAAUAUGAUGUUUGUCGGUGGACUUGUCAUUGCAAUUGCUGUCGAACAUUGCAAUCUGCAUAGAAGGGUUGCGUUACAUGUGAUAAAAAGGGUUGGAUGUAGUCCCAGAAAAUUAAACUUGGGAUUGGUAACCGUCACCAUGCUAGUAUCAAUGUGGAUAUCAAAUACAGCAGCAACAGCCAUGAUGAUUCCCAUAAUAGAAGCAACUUUAAUAGAAUUGGAAGAACAAGGAAUUGGGCAGAUGUUUGAAACACCUUUUUUGGAUGGAGUUCCCUUGGAAAAAGCAAGAGAAGAGGAAGAAGAGCAGCAAAAAAAGCCGACCAGGGAAACAAUGUGUUAUUUUAUGUCCACAGCUUAUGCGGCAUGCAUUGGGGGAAAUGGGUGUAUUAUAGGUAGCGGAACCAAUUUAACUUUUAAAGGAAUCUAUGAAAGCAGAUUUGAUGAAGGUCCAGGAGUGGAAUUUGCAAAAUGGCUAUUUCUUAACGUACCAAUGAUGCUGAUUAUGAUGUAUCUCACAGUGAUAUGGUUGCAGUUUUGGUAUAUGGGUCUUUUCCGGCCGAACUCACCGGAUGCAAAGAGACUAAAGGUUGGUAUGCAAGGUGAACAAGUGGCAAGGAAACUAAUUGGAAGAAAAUUACAAGAGAUGGGACCAAUGUCUUUCCAAGAGAAAGCAGUAGGAUGUUUAUUCUUUUUGUCUGUACUUCUUUGGUUUUUUAGAAAACCGCAAUUUAUUGCUGGGUGGGCUGAAAUGAUUACACAACAUAAGGUAAAAGAUGCAACAGCUGCCAUUAUAGUUGUUCUUCUUCUUUUUAUUAUACCAUCAAAUCUGGAUUUUAUAAAUAUUUUCAAUAAAGACGAAAGUAAAAGGCCGAAAGUUGCAUCACAAGCUCUUCUCACCUGGAAGGUAGUACAUCAAAAACUUCCAUGGGGUUUAAUAUUUCUUCUCGGAGGAGGAUUUGCGUUAGCAGAAGCGUCUAAAGCUAGUGGAAUGAGUCAACUAAUCGCCGACCACCUUCACGGAUUUGCGAUGUUACCAAGAUUUUGGGUUAUGGUUAUUUCUUGUUUAUUCGCAACAGUUCUUACCCAAUUUUCUAGUAACGUAGCUGUGGCUAAUGUGGUUUUACCAGUUCUUGCAGAAAUGUCACUGGUGGCCAAAAUACAUCCAAUGUACCUAAUGAUGCCUGCAGCUCUGAGCUGUUCUUUCUCUUACUGCCUUCCAGUUUCCACUCCUCCAAUGGCCAUAGCUGCAGCCCCGUGCAAUAUGUCUUCAAAAGAAAUGGCAAAGGCUGGCCUUGGAGUAGCUAUAAUUUCUUUAGGCGUUUUGUUUUUAGUCUUUCCUUUCUUAGGUAGAUUAAUAUGGGAUCUCGAUACAUUCCCGACAUGGGCAACGCUAUAGUACGCAAAAUUUGUAGCAAAAUAAAUAAAAAGUAUAAUAGGUGGUGAUUCACUCGUGAUUCAUGUAUUACUUCAAAUACCGACAGCUUUUCAUAAUUUUAAUAAAAAAAUUAAUGAAUGGCAAGUAGGGUCAAGUGUAAUAUUUGUAUUAUUUAGUAAAAUAAUAAUUAUACAUAUUUUUAGAUCUGUGUUUUGUGAUAUAUUCUGUAUAACAUAUGAUUUAUAUACUUGGUGUAAAGCAAGUUCAUAUAAGGGUUAAAAACUUUAAUUAUAGAAAAAGUUUGCGUAAGAUAUUUUUUAUAGUUAGUUGAAAUGAAAAAAUCCUGCUUUAUUAAGUUUUAUAAACCCGUUCUCAAAAUGACAAUUAUUUCGUAUAAUGAUUGUAAAGUUAAGAAUUUAAAUUAAAAAAAAAUUAAAGUUAAGAAAUAAAGUAUGUACAUCUAAGGACA
Molecule: messenger RNA, 2512 nt
Organism: Anthonomus grandis grandis
Lineage: Eukaryota; Metazoa; Arthropoda; Insecta; Coleoptera; Curculionidae
Product: protein I'm not dead yet-like
Exons: 11
Coding region: 400-2064 (554 amino acids)
Biological process (GO): citrate transport; monoatomic anion transmembrane transport
Cellular component (GO): membrane
Molecular function (GO): succinate transmembrane transporter activity; citrate transmembrane transporter activity
Source: RefSeq, a predicted model, not a curated record